UGGGCCUUUAAGAGUUGGGUGGGCUGGACUGAGGACAGAGCUCACACUUCUCUCCACCCCACUCCUUCCUCCUGGCUGUAACUCUGCCAGUCACAGCAGCAAACUGCAGUAGAAGAGGGGAGGAAACCAGCAAGUGUAAGAGGAGCAAAGGAGAAAAGGAGCCGGCCGGGUUUCCUCAUCCCACAGUGGAGAGCAUCACGGAGCUCACAGACACUGGACUGCUAUCCUGCGCACGGUGACUCUGCCACCAGCUGGUGGGGCAGCAGGUGAUGGCGUCCCUGCUGCAAGGCCGGCUGCCUGUCAAUGACGAUGUGCUGCAGAUGCAGAAUGGCACGCUGAUGCGCAAAGUGAGAUCCAAAAGCUGGAAGAAGCUAAGAUACUUCCGACUUCAGGAAGAUGGCAUGACGGUCUGGCAUGCCCGGCAGGCUGGAGGCAGAGCCAAAGCCAGCUUCUCGAUUUCCGACGUGGAGACAGUGCGUAAGGGCCAUGAGUCUGAGUUGUUGCGCAGCCUGGCAGAGGAGUUCCCCCUGGAGCAGGGCUUCACCAUCGUCUUCCAUGGCCGCCGCGCCAACCUGGACCUGGUGGCCAACAGUGUUGAGGAGGCCCAGAUCUGGACGCAGGGGCUCCAGCUAUUGGUGGACUUUGUCACCAGCAUGGACCAACAGGAGCAGCUGGAUCAAUGGCUGAGUGACUGGUUCCAGCGCGGAGACAAGAACCAGGAUGGUCGGAUGAGUUUCCCAGAAGUCCAGCGGUUAUUGCACCUGAUGAAUGUGGAAAUGGAACCAGAAUAUGCCUUUCAGCUCUUCCAGGCGGCAGACGCAUCCCAGUCUGACACUCUGGAGGGAGAAGAAUUUAUAGAGUUCUAUAAGGCAUUGACUAAGCGUGUUGAGGUGCACGAACUGUUUGAAAACUUUUCGGCCGAUGGGCAGAAGCUGACCCUGUUGGAAUUUGUGGAUUUCCUCCGAGAGGAGCAGAAGGAAGGAGACCAUGCUUCUGACCUGGCUCUGGAACUAAUCGACCGCUAUGAGCCUUCAGAUAGUGGCAAGCUGCGGCACGUGCUGAGCAUGGACGGCUUCCUCAGCUACCUCUGCUCGAAGGAUGGCGACGUCUUCAGCCCAGCCUGCCUCCCCGUGUACCAGGACAUGACACACCCCCUGAGCCACUACUACAUCAGCUCCUCUCACAACACCUACCUGGUGGGCGACCAGCUCUGUGGCCAGAGCAGCGUCGAGGGAUAUAUACGGGCCCUGAAGCGGGGGUGCCGCUGUUUGGAGGUGGAUGUAUGGGACGGACCUAGUGGGGAACCUGUUGUUUACCAUGGACACACCCUGACCUCCCGUAUCCUGUUCAAAGAGGUCGUGGCCACUAUAGCACAGUAUGCCUUCCAGACAUCAGACUACCCAGUCAUCUUGUCCCUGGAGAACCACUGCAGCUGGGAGCAGCAGGAGAUCGUAGCACAGCAUCUGACCGAGAUCCUGGGGGAGCAGCUGCUGAGCACCACCUUGGACGGGCUGCUGCCCACCCAGCUGCCCUCGCCCGAGGAGCUUCGGAAGAAGAUUCUGGUGAAGGGGAAGAAGUUACAGACGCUUGAGGAGGAUCUUGACAAAGACGAAGAGGAGGAAGAGCUGGAGACUGAACUGGAGGGGGAGCAGGAGGCUGAGCUGGAGCCGGAGUCCCAGUUUGAGCCUGAGACCCAGGAACUGAGUCCUCGCAGUAAAGACAAAAAGGAGAAGGUUGUGAUGUGCCCGCUGUUUUGUCCGUCUCUCUGUUGUCAGAUUAUGGUCCAGGCUCCUCCUCUUCCCAAGCCUGGGUUCCCACUCUUUCCCAAGCAGAAAUCCAAGCCCAUGCUGUGUCCGUCCCUGUCUGCCCUGGUUGUCUACACAAAGACCGUCCCGUUCCACAGCUUCACUCAUUCGAGGGAGCACUACCGCUUCUACGAGUUAUCGUCUUUCUCUGAAACCAAGGCCAAGGGCCUCAUCAAGGAGGCUGGCAAUGAGUUUGUGCAGCAUAACAUCUGGCAGCUAAGCCGUGUGUAUCCCAGUGGUCUGAGGACAGAUUCAUCCAACUACAACCCCCAGGAAUUCUGGAAUGCAGGCUGCCAGAUGGUGGCUAUGAAUGUGCAGACUGCAGGGCUUGAGAUGGACAUCUAUGAUGGGCUCUUCCGCCAGAAUGGUGCCUGUGGCUACGUGCUGAAGCCAGAGUUCCUACGUGAUACCCAGAGUUCCUUCCACCCCGAGAGGCCCAUCAGCCCUUUCAAAGCCCAGACACUCCUAAUCCAGGUGAUCAGUGGUCAGCAACUCCCCAAAGAGGACAAGUCCAAAGAGGGGUCCAUUGUGGAUCCACUGGUAAGAGUGGAGAUCUUUGGCAUUCGCGCAGACACAACCCGGCAGGAGACCAGCCACGUGGAGAACAACGGUUUUAAUCCGUACUGGGGGCAAACAUUAUGCUUCCGGGUGCUGGUGCCUGAGCUGGCCCUGCUGCGUUUUGUGGUAAUGGAUUACAACUGGAAAUCCCGAAAUGACUUUGUGGGUCAGUACACCCUGCCUUGGACCUGCAUGCAACAAGGUUACCGCCACAUACACCUGCUCUCCAAGGACGGCACCAGCCUCCACCCGGCUUCCAUCUUCGUGCACAUCUGCAUGCUGGAAGGGCUGAAGGAGGUUGAAUCCUAAGACAGAUUGCAACUACAAAUCCAGAGGGGUUUGGGACACAGACACCCAAGGGGCAUUACCCCCUCCUCCACGAGUUCCUCAAAGCCCAGAGUCAAGGAAAGGAUAAACCAAGCCUCAAGCCUCCCCAAGCAAAGGCUGGGGCAAGAGACCUGCCCCCAAGACUGAACCAUGGCUCUCAAGAGAACACGGCACUGCUCCUUCCCGGCCCCACCGGCAUUAAUAGAGCUGCUCUCCCCCAUC
This is a messenger RNA of Phyllostomus discolor (pale spear-nosed bat), 2912 nucleotides long. It is a transcript of the gene PLCD4, whose product is annotated as phospholipase C delta 4. Gene Ontology annotation, biological process: intracellular signal transduction; lipid metabolic process. Bases 270 to 2672 code for a protein of 800 amino acids. Gene Ontology annotation, molecular function: phosphatidylinositol-4,5-bisphosphate phospholipase C activity; calcium ion binding. The record is from RefSeq and is a predicted model, not a curated record. NCBI's taxonomy places the organism in Eukaryota, Metazoa, Chordata, Mammalia, Chiroptera, Phyllostomidae. The transcript is spliced from 18 exons.